Pantherophis guttatus is the source of this 3482-nucleotide messenger RNA. RefSeq names its product potassium channel tetramerization domain containing 14 (gene KCTD14). The record is from RefSeq and is a predicted model, not a curated record. Gene Ontology annotation, molecular function: protein binding. NCBI's taxonomy places the organism in Eukaryota, Metazoa, Chordata, Lepidosauria, Squamata, Colubridae. Gene Ontology annotation, biological process: protein homooligomerization.
AGGAAUUUGGAAAAAAGCUGGCCUGCGAUCUCCUCCUACUUCGGAGCGUAGUGCCACCUCUGCAGGUGUCCUAAAAGGCAAAACUUCCGCUUACAGGUGCCUCUGUUAUGCUGUUUUCACCUGGAAGGGAGUGUCUGGCGUGCAACGCACAUCGGUGUGUUGCAGUGACGAGAACCUGUUUGUGAGUCCGUUCCCAACAAUAACCCACCGACUUCUAACUGGUAAAGACCUCUGAGACACCAGUGCUGAAGGAGUCAAAAAUGAGUAAUUCUCCCGAGCCGAAGAUGCUUGGAAAACAAAGCCCGGCAAACUUGCCGACGUGUCAAAUCGUCGAGUUAAACGUUGGCGGGGACAUCUUCACAACCACAUUGAGCACUCUGAAGAAGUACCCAGGAUCCAAAUUGGCUGAGAUGUUUGGCCAGGCUAAACCUCGAAUAGAUUCGGUGGGGCGAUUCGUCAUAGACCGUCCUGGAACUUAUUUUAAAUACAUCCUGGAUUAUCUACGUAGUGAUCAGGUCCCCUUGCAACACGUUGAGGAGGUUUACAAAGAAGCCACCUACUAUGACAUCAAGCCUCUGAUCAAGCAACUGGAAGAGUCCCCUCAGAUCUUUGGUGAGCUGGUGGCCAGGAAGCAGUUCCUUGCUCGGGUGCCCAACUACUCCGAAAACAUCGAGCUGAUGAUCCGAAUCGCCCGGGCAGAAGCUGUGGCUUCCCGCCAGUCCAGCGUCAUGCUCUGCGUGAUGAAGACUUUGGAAGAUGUGGCGAGGUGCAGCGAUGCUCUCAGCAGCUUAGAUACCUCCAAGAAAUCCGUGGUCCAGUUUGGCCCGUGGAAAGCUGCCCCGAACAUUCUGGAUCUCCUGGACUGCAUCAAGAUGGACGUAGAAGCCAAAGGUUACAAGACUUCCUUCCAGAGCUACGUUCCAGAAAAAGGCUUUCGAUUCAAAGCCAAUGACUUCUUCUACAAGUUUUUGUUCCAUUGGUGGUAGCUCAAAACUCAUAAACUCGUAAGAUCUUGAAGGUCUCUUGGGUAGCUUUCCCAGCCCUGGGCUACGUAAGGCAGAUGAUCACUCCAGAUUUCUGCCAGAAGAUCACUCCAUAUGUCUGCUGAAUUUGAGCAGUCUAGAAUCUCUAAACUUUGCUCCUUAUCUGGAGUUUGAGAUCUUUGGAGAACACUUGGAUCUUGGUGGGCAUUCUCACAUAAUAGGAAACAGGCCAACAGGAAGAUGAAGGCUUAUUUGUGUAAAUCUCUAUGGAGAUUCUUAGUCAUCCAAAUCAUGGUUGUCUCAAAGGUGGUUUUUCUUUGAAGACGUUUUACUUCUCGUUUUCGACAGAGAGGGGCGCUGGUUUAAAAGAGGCGUCAAAGAUGCCGUCUAUGUCAAAAUUGAACGGCUCUCUCUCAACAGAGAGGGAGGAAUAUAUGACAUCAUCUAUCUCCAGUCUACAACACAGUCCUUUCAGCAGUUCCAAGAAGGCUCCAUGCCCACUUGCGCCACUCAGGUGACCCUGAGGACACCUGAGAAACCUUCAAGUGGCCUCAACGACUCUCUAAAAGGAUGCAAAUGACCAGCUGUCUGCAAGGAGUAUCAAUCCUUCCAUUUAACCCAGACAAGACCGAAUGGCUGUGGGUAUUGCCUCCUAAAGAUUACGUCGAUUGUCCAUCCUUGUUCCUGGGGGGGGAGAAAUUGUCCCCCUCAGAAUGGGCUCGCAAUCUGGGUGUCCUCCUAGACUCACAGCUAAGAUUGGAACAACAUCUGACAGCUGUGGCUAGGGGGACCUUUGCACAGGUUCGCCUGGUGCACCAAUUGCGACCCUACUUGGAUUGGGAGGCUCUCCUCACAGUCACACAUGCCCUUGUCACCUCACGGUUAGAUUACUGCAACGCGCUCUACAUGGGGCUACCCUUGAAAAGUGUUCGGAGACUACAGUUGGUCCAGAAUGCAGCCACGUGAGCUGUCGUGGGUGCACCUAGGUACACCCACAUUGCACCAAUUCUCCGCGAGCUACACUGGCUCCCUAUUGGUCUCCGGGCACAAUUCAAGGUGUUGGUUAUUACCUUGAAAGCCCUACAUGGCUCAGGGCCAGGCUAUCUUCGAGACCGCCUUCUACCGCAUAGCUCUCAAUGACCGGUAAGAUCCCACAGAGUUGGUCUCCUCCGGGUCCUGUCAGUUAAACAAUGUCGGCUGGCGGGCCCGCGGGGGAGGGCCUUCUCUGUGGCUGCCCCAGUUCUCUGGAACCAGUUACCUCCUGAGGUCCGGACCAUCCUCACCCUACUGGCCUUCCGAAAGCGGUGAAGACCUGGCUUUUCCGGCAGGCCUGGGACCGUUGAUCUCGCUACGGCGAUCUUGCAAGACCCGGCCAUGGAAUGGAGUGUAUGGGUUUUUAAUGUUCUUUUAACAUUUUUUUACGGGAUAUUGUUCGCAUUGUUUUUUUGCUCUAAGCCGCCCAGAGUCCCUAGGGAGUUGGGCGGCAUAGAAAUGCGACUAAUAAAUAAAUAAAUAAAUAAAUUUCCCAUCAUCUAGUCAGAGUUGAAGAAGCUUCUUGGAUGAGAAGCGAAAGGUCUUUAAAGAAAAACCAGAAAGUCCAGUUGCCUCCUGAAAAAGCACCUUUGAGUUUACCUGUGUAAUGACAGGUGUAUAGGUUGAUAUAUAGCCAGUUGCCAAUCAUCUUGUUUUCAGAUGCCAGGUGGUCAGGUUUCCCCUUUACCUGUUCUAACACCCCAGGUGUCAGCUCUUCAAGAUAUUCCAGGUUAUCAAACAGACGCCACGGGGAUGUCAAAGGUACAGGAAGUCCUCGACUUACAACCAUUCAUUUAGUGACCAUUUGAAGUUACAAUGGCACUGCUGAAGCAACUGACGACUGAUUUUCACUCUUAAUAUCAUUGCAAAAGUCACGCAAUCAAAAUUUGGAGAAAUGUUGGAAGUGUCAUCAGACCCCAGGAUCAUAUUACCAUAUGUGGUGGACAUGCAUAGAAGCAAGGAGAUAUUGGACUAAGAUACACAUGUGGUUGGAAAAAAUGAUAAAAAGACACAUUGAUCUUAAACCAGAGACAUUUUUAUUAGGGAUCUUACCAUUCAAUAAAGAAUUGCAAUAUUUAAUUGUGAAUAUUGUAACAGCGGCUAGAAUUGUAUUUGCUAAAAACUGGAAAGGAGAGAAGAUAAUUACUGAUGAAGAAAUCAUGAAGAAAAUGCUGUGCUGUGCUGAAAUGAGUAAACUGACACUUGAAAUAAGAGAACAGGAAGAUAAACAAUCUUAUUUGAUAUGGGAGUUAUUUUAUCAAUGGAUAGACAAUAAAACAUGGAGAUGAAAUAUGAUGUAUGAAAUGAAAUUAAGAUAAAAUGUGUAAACACUUGUUUUCUUUUAGGGGAAAAGAACAUUUGUCAUAUAUUGAUAUUUUGAAGAUUUUGGGAGCACGAAAUGAUUUUAACUGACCGAAACACUGUCUAUAAUUGUUUGAAAGGAUGAUGUUUUUAUGUUGUUUUUGU